UGAAAUCAGGCACUUGUUUACAAAUCUUAGCAACACAAGUUCAUUUCAACCGAUAACUUAAAUUUGGUAAUAUAAAAACGAGAUUACACUUAAAAUCUUGUUAUUGUGAGUUCUAAUUAAGAAGCAAUACUUAUUGGUGUUGAUUCUGAACAUGAUAUAAAAAUUAAAAAGCAUGGCACCAAAGGAAGUCGAUUAUUUGGAGAUAGCACAACAAAGGGCUAUAGAAAAAAAAACCCAUGUUAGUUUUCCGCAGUUGAAGUAUCCAUCAUUGAGAGAUGAAGGGCUACGAGAUCCUGUGCAAUGGUUAACUGGUAAAGCUAUAGAUGAUGGAGCGGAAGGUCUAUGGAGAGUUCAUGAUAAACUAUAUGAUCUCGAUACAUUUAUCAAUAAACAUCCAGGAGGUAGUGAGUGGUUGCAAUUGACAAAGGGAACGGACGUAACCGAAGCUUUUGAAGCACAUCAUUUGAACCCAAACACUGUGAAAGUACUUGAGAAGUUUUAUAAAAGAGAUGCUAAAACGCCAAGAAAUUCUCCAUUCACAUUUAAAGAUGACGGUUUCUAUCGAACGUUAAAGACCAAGGUUUGGGAAGAAAUUCAAAAGAUCCCAAAUAAGGAAAGUGAUAGGACUGCCUUUAUUUGCGAUAGUCUUCUGUUCACCUGCCUAGUAAGUUCAACAAUAACUUGUUGGGCCAAAGACUAUUGGAUUGUAAUGUUAUCGUAUAUUGUAGCAUCAGUCAGUAUGGCUUGGGUAAUCGUUGCUGCACACAAUUAUAUACACAAGAGAACAAGCUGGCGAAUGUACAUUUUUAAUAUUGGAUUGUGGUCGUACAGAGACUUCCGAGUUUCCCACGCGUUAUCACAUCACCUGUACCCAAAUACGUUAAUGGAUUUAGAAGUGAGCGGAUUUGAACCAAUUGUAUUCUGGAAUCCAAGAAAGGAGCGACCAUUCUACGCUGACUACGCAGUGAUUAUUGAACAGAUAUUAUUUCCGUUUAUGUUCAUCAUGAACUUCUUGAAAAGAUUUAGCCUCAACUUUACGCGUCCUGGCUUCUUCACCCAACAUUACCGGUGGCACGAUGGUGUGGGAUUCCUAUUACCAGUAUGGAUGUAUAUAACUGGAGGCGCCACAUUUUACGACACUAUGAUUAUGUGGCUCUGGAUCAAUUGCACAGCUAGUUUUGUAUUCUUCACGAUUGGAUCAAACGCUGCUCAUCAUCAUCCAAAUAUAUUUAAAGAUGGCGAUGAAGUCAGUGAAAUAAACCCUGAUUGGGGAAUGCAUGAAUUAGAAGCAGUGAUGGACAGAACGGAUAUAAAUGGAAGUCAUUUUAGAGUGAUGACAUUCUUUGGUCACCACGCGCUGCAUCAUCUCUUCCCAACCGUGGACCACGCUGUUCUAGAACAUCUGUACCCCUUGUUCUUGGAACACUGUGAGAAGUAUAGAGCUAAUUUUCGUAUGACGACACAACUUGACUUGUUUAUCGGCCAAAUAAAAAUGACAUUGAAAACACGUCCAACCCUAUUGUCUGAAAGGAAGCAAGAACAAUGAUUUAAUUAUUAAGUAUCAAGUGUUUAAUUUCUUAUAUUACCCAUAUGUUACGUGUUAAACCUAUAUAAACUAUUAUUGUACUAA
Molecule: messenger RNA, 1630 nt
Organism: Leptidea sinapis
Lineage: Eukaryota; Metazoa; Arthropoda; Insecta; Lepidoptera; Pieridae
Product: cytochrome b5-related protein-like
Exons: 5
Coding region: 173-1546 (457 amino acids)
Biological process (GO): lipid metabolic process
Cellular component (GO): mitochondrion
Molecular function (GO): heme binding
Source: RefSeq, a predicted model, not a curated record